UGGGUGCCGGGAGGGAAGGAGGGGGAUGGGGGCCCUGCGGCUGCUGGCGGUGGCCCUCACUUGCUGCUGGUGGCCGCCGGGCAGCCAGGGUAAGACCCUGCGGGGCAGCUUCAGCAGCGCCGCGGCCCGAGACGCUGAGGGCCAGAGCGUCGGCCACUUCGAGUUCCACGGUGACCAUGCUCUUCUGUGUGUCAGAAUCAACAAUAUAGCAGUAGCUGUUGGAAAAGAAGCUAAACUCUACCUGUUCCAAGCCCAGGAAUGGCUAAAGCUAAAGGACAGCAGUCAUGGUUAUAGUUGUGGUGAAAAAUUAUCCAAAGCUCAGUUGACAAUGACCAUGAAUCAGACUGAACAUAAUCUGACCGUGUCCCAGGUUCCAUAUCCACAAACGUGGCACGUGUUUUAUGCUGACAAGUAUACAUGCAAAAAUGACAAUGAGAAUUCUCAGGCGGAAGAUAUCCCAUUUGAAAUGAUGUUACUAAACCCGGAUGCUGAAGGGAAUCCAUUUGAUCAUUUUAGUGCUGGAGAAUCUGGGUUACAUGAGUUCUUUUUUCUCCUAGUCCUGGUGUACUUUGUGCUUGCUUGCAUUUAUGCUCAGUCAUUGUGGCAGGCUAUCAAGAAGGGAGGGCCCAUGCACGUGAUCCUAAAGGUUCUGACAGCCGCACUGCUGCUACAGGCCGGCUCGGCGUUAGCUAAUUAUAUUCAUUUCUCCAGUUACUCCAAAGAUGGAAUAGGGAUACCUUUUAUGGGAAGUUUGGCAGAAUUUUUUGACAUUGCUUCCCAAAUUCAAAUGUUAUACCUGCUUCUGAGUCUAUGCAUGGGUUGGACAAUAGUCAGAAUGAAGAAGUCUCAAAGCAGACCUCUCCAGUGGGAUUCUACUCCUGCAUCCACUGGCAUUGCUGUAUUCAUUGUGAUAACACAGAGUAUUUUGCUACUUUGGGAACAGUUUGAAGAUACCAGUCCUCACAACUACCAUUCACAUCACAACUUAGCAGGGAUCUUGCUAAUCAUUUUAAGGAUUUGCCUAGCAUUGUCAUUAGGCUGUGGACUCUACCAGAUCAUCACAGUGGAGAGAAGCACGCUAAAAAGGGAGUUUUACAUCACGUUUGCCAAAGGCUGUAUCUUGUGGUUUUUAUGCCAUCCAGGUCUUGCAUGUAUUUCUGUCAUUUUUAGUGACUACCAAAGAGAUAAGGUUAUUACAAUAGGUGUUAUCCUUUGCCAGUCUGUUUCCAUGGUUAUACUCUACAGACUCUUUCUGUCCCACAGUUUAUACUGGGAAGUUUCUUCACUUUCUUCAGUAACACUACCACUGACCAUAUCAUCUGGGCACAAAAGUCGGCCUCACUUCUGAUACUUGAUUUUCUUUAAAGGAAAAGUGAAUUGAUUUAAGAGUGCAAUAAGGAUCCAAAUACAGUGACUUUUUUUUUCAUACUUUUGGUAUGAAAAAUUGAACAAAGAAGGCAGAGCAUGUUAUUUAUACAACUGCAUUUAAGCAGUAUCAAACUGAAAAAAGGUAAUAAAUGAAAUGUUUUGAAAUAUGCUUAAUAAACUUUCAAGGAAGUGUGUUGUUAUAAGGUGACUUACGCAAUUUCUCUGUGGAAAUUAAGAUGAAAAAGAAUUAUAUGAUAUUUUGGUAAGAGAUUCACCACUUGUAAUGCCUCAUCUUAUAUCAAUAGUUAACUCAGGUUUGAUAGUCCUAUAAGAAGUAAUCAGUUAAAUGAUUACUUGCUUAUGCAUAUCUAAACUAACUCCAAUUAUGAAAUCAGUGUAAUGCACUGAUUAAAAACUGCUUCUUAUGCUUUAAGGAAAAUGCAUUUCAUAUUGGAGUUUAAAGGAAUUGAAAAUGAAAUUGAAAUUACUUCAGAAUGUGAAUGUAAAAUAUAUUUAUAGCUAAAUGAAUAAGUUUUUGUUUAUUUAUGUGUGGGGUUCUUCUCCAUUUUCUUCGAUCACUUUUGGCUCUAGUUCAGGUUCUGGCUUGAUUAGCAAAGGGUUUUUGAAACCCUUUUCAUAGUUUAUGAAAAAUAAAGCUUAGAUACAUUACAUUGGUUGUUCCUUACGAAGAGUUUUAAAAUCUGAGCACUUAGGUGAAGGGACAAGCAGGGUAACGUGUUUAAAAAGAAAGAAGAAAAACGUACUAUAUGAUAUGGUACUAAAAUUUUAAUCCUGAUAUAAUUCAUUUCUCUUACAUUGAAUCCCCAAUCAUAAUUAAGCCGUAUACACAGAUUAAAUUAACAGAAGCAUUUCACAUAAAUGUUGGUUUCAGUCAUCAACUAUCCAUGAAUUCCUGCCCAAGGAUACUUAAUCAGGAUUAAAUUUUCUAUGAAUAAUUGAAAAACAAAAUACUCACUGGAUUUGUUAUAAUCCGUGUUGGC
Neomonachus schauinslandi (Hawaiian monk seal) is the source of this 2369-nucleotide messenger RNA. It is a transcript of the gene GPR180, whose product is annotated as G protein-coupled receptor 180. NCBI's taxonomy places the organism in Eukaryota, Metazoa, Chordata, Mammalia, Carnivora, Phocidae. The coding region runs from base 26 to 1348 and encodes 440 amino acids. Gene Ontology annotation, biological process: G protein-coupled receptor signaling pathway; response to pheromone. The transcript has 9 exons. The record is from RefSeq and is a predicted model, not a curated record.